Molecule: messenger RNA, 930 nt
Organism: Aspergillus affinis
Lineage: Eukaryota; Fungi; Ascomycota; Eurotiomycetes; Eurotiales; Aspergillaceae
Product: aromatic alcohol reductase
Exons: 3
Coding region: 1-930 (309 amino acids)
Molecular function (GO): oxidoreductase activity
Source: RefSeq, a predicted model, not a curated record
AUGUCUACAGACGGAUACAGGAACAUCAUCCUUGUCGGCGGCAGCGGCUCCCUCGGCAGCGUCCUUCUCAAAUCCCUUCUCUCUGAGCUCAAGUUCAACGUCACCGUGCUCACACGAGAGUCUUCCAAAGCGCGCUCCAGCAUCCCCUCAGCAGCCAAGGUCAUCACCGUCCCUGACUCCUAUUCCCAGGAGGAACUUGUCAAAGCGUUCGAGGGCCAGGAUGCAGUGGUGAACGCCAUCACCAGUUUCUCCGUCGCCGAGCAGCUCCGUUUCAUCGAUGCCGCUAUCACGGCUGGUGUCAAGCGUUACAUUCCGUCCGAGUACGGGCUCGAUAACAACACCCCCAAAGCGCAGGAACUAGCCCCCGUCUUUAAGGAAAAGGGUCUCGUGCAGGAGUAUCUUCGGGAAAAGGAAUCAAGUGGGUUGACAUGGACUGCUAUUGCUUGUGGAAUGUGGAUUGGAUGGUCCCUCCGCAACAACUUCCUCGGAUUCGACUACUUAAACCGCACCGUAACAUUCACCAACGACGGAACCGGCUACUUCUCCACCACCACGCUCAAAAACACCGCAUUAGCCCUAAACCGCAUCCUCCUGAACCCCAGCACCACGGCCAACCAAAUCAUCUUCACCAGCGACUUCGCGAUCACGCAAAAGGAACUCGUUGAGACGAUCGAGCAUCUCACGGGCGAAACGUGGCAGCGAAAAUCAAUCAACACAAUCGAGGUCAUUCCGGUUCUGCAAGCGGCGUGGCAGAAGGGUGAAGCGUAUGCGGGUUAUGGGUUGAUUAAUAUUGGGUUUACUGAGGGGUCGUAUAGUGGAUACUUUGAGCCUACGCGUCAGAUUCGGAAUAAGGAGCUUGGGCUGCCUGAGAAGACGAUUGAGGAGGUUGUUAAGGAGGCUUUGAGGGAGGUUGGACAUCCGGGAUUUUGA